Molecule: messenger RNA, 1281 nt
Organism: Trematosphaeria pertusa
Lineage: Eukaryota; Fungi; Ascomycota; Dothideomycetes; Pleosporales; Trematosphaeriaceae
Product: proteasome subunit beta type-1 precursor
Exons: 2
Coding region: 119-913 (264 amino acids)
Cellular component (GO): proteasome core complex
Source: RefSeq, a predicted model, not a curated record
CUCCAACUCAUCAGCAAUAAACUCCAUCGCCGUUGUACCUCGGAUUCCUCACCCACGCCUUUAGUAAUCUCCUCUUCUUGGACUAAACCCAUCAUCGAAACUCUCAAAUACAUCCGCAAUGGCUGCAAUCUUCUCCGGAGCACCUCCGCAAAGCGGUCCCGGCUACUCGUUCAAGCAGACCCCCACAGCAGCUCCGUCGGGCGAGCGACAGCACGGCUUCUACCCCUAUACCGACAACGGCGGUUCCACACUUGGAAUCUCCGGCGCCGACUUCACCAUCCUCGCCGGCGAUACUCGCUCAACGCACGGCUACAACAUCAACACGCGGUACGCACCGAAGCUCUUCAAGAUUGGCGGUGAGGGACCAGACAACAAGGGUGCACGGAUAGUACUCUCAGUGGUCGGCUUCGCAGCCGACGGCGAUGCGCUGAAGGAGCGUCUGGACACUAUCGUCAAGAUGUAUAAAUACCAGCACGGAAAGCCCAUGUCGGUCGCCGCCUGCGCACAGCGGCUGAGCCAUAUUCUCUACAACAAGCGAUUCUUCCCGUACUACGUGCAUGCUAUCCUUGGUGGUCUGGAUGAGGAGGGCAAGGGCGCGCUAUACUCGUAUGACCCGGUCGGCAGCUACGAGAGAGAGCAGUGUAGGGCGGCUGGUGCGGCGGCGUCACUCAUCAUGCCGUUCUUGGAUAACCAGGUCAACUUCAAGAAUCAGUAUAUGCCAGGCAGCGGGUCCGGACACGAGCUUCAGGCGAAGGAGGCAGCGCCGCUGCCGCAGAAUCAUGUCGAGGACCUUGUGAGGGAUGCGUUCACAAGUGCGGUGGAGAGGCAUAUCGAGGUUGGUGACGGGCUGCAGAUGAUGAUCAUUACGCGGGACGGCAUACAAGAGACGUUCACACCGCUGAAGAAGGAUUAGAGCGAUUGCUGGGUCGAGGCAUUAUGGUGACCAACGAUUGGGGAUACAGAGAAGAUGGAUCUGUACGAAUAGCAUAAUAUGGUGCUAAGGGUUGGAAGCAAUAACAUGGUCUCGGUCCACUGACACCGAUGCAUUGACCACGAAGUGUGUGUCCUUCCCGGUGGUAUCCAUGGAAAGAUGGCGUCCACGAAAGCCAACGGACAAAGUAUACAUUCUUCUCUGCUCUCACCCUCCACUUAUAAUGUCAUCUUGCCGACCUUUCCAUCUCGUCUUCCACUUUUGCACGUCCUCCUACACCGCUCGAUCAGCGCCUUACAGCAAUUCGUUCACAGUUAGUAGUCUAUACCAAUGAUUCGAAGGCUUCUCUU